This is a messenger RNA of Triticum aestivum (bread wheat), 1171 nucleotides long. RefSeq lists its product as uncharacterized. The transcript has 4 exons. Bases 1 to 540 code for a protein of 179 amino acids. NCBI's taxonomy places the organism in Eukaryota, Viridiplantae, Streptophyta, Magnoliopsida, Poales, Poaceae. The record is from RefSeq and is a predicted model, not a curated record.
AUGGGCCGAGUUGGCCCGGGGGAGUGGACGGCGCCAUUUGGUGACACACGGAGGGGAAAGACCCUGGCCUUUCCGCGGCCCAUCCCGGGGAUAGAUCGCCCGGUGUCGAUAGGUCAAGGAGAAAACCCUCGACUCAGCUCGCUCUCUCGCGACCGACAAGCGCCGUCGACCAAGAUCCUCCUCCGCAUCCGAGCUUUUCCGCCGGCGACCGAAGUGUCGUCCCUCGACUUCCUCCGCCCGGUGCUCAGCAUCCACGCUCCGCUCCUCCAGUGUCAGCGGCGGCGAUGGGCCGCGGCCGUCCUCCUCCUCCUUCCCCGUAUCACCCUCCGCCUCGAAGCUCCUGACCCAUCUGGCAACGGCAACGGCAACGGCGGCGGCGGCGGCGGCGGCAGAGGCAGCGGCAGACACCUACUUCGACCAAGAUCCAAGAACAUGAGCACCGGCCAUCUUAAAGCCCACCAUCAACAAUCUCGAGUGGACGGUGUUUGUUCUUAUCUGAAAAGGACAAGCGAGCUAGUAGGUGGAUCAGUGAUAGGAUAAACCAAUUGCAUUUUUCUAUGCUCGAUAAACAGUUGUAUGUGUGCCUUUCUUUCCAUCCAGUAGAGAAGGGGUCAGAUAGCAUAAACCAUGGUCAUGUACUGUUCUCAAAUGAAACAUAGCAUCAACGUAUUGAUCGAGUACUACUCAGAAUGGUGAGCCUUUUCACUAGUCUUGCCAUUUCUUGCUGAUCUAUUUAUGCUUGAAAACAGCAAUGAAACUGAGUUGUAGUAUUGAAUGAUUUACUAAAUUGUUGUAUUCUGAAACAGUUGCUGACUUCCAAAAAAAUACUUAUAAUUCAGUCGGCGUCGAGCUGUGGUUCUCAGCUGACGUGGAGUAGAGGAAGACGAGAUAUCCUGAACAUUCCCUUACAACUUGCAUCUUCAGAAGUGUGGUUGUUCUGGACAUGGAUUUUGAUAAUUUAGCACUUUUGGUACUGGGGUAAAGGUCCAGGAGAAGCCCGCAACUAUCGUGUUUCUAGUAGCUGAAAUCUAUUUGUUCUUAUUGGUGUUGGCCUCAUUGUUCUAAAACUCGGAACCUGUGGAAUAAUGAUGUUCUUAUUUGUAGUGAUAACAUGAGAGGAAGAUCAGUAUUAACUAACUAAGCAAUGCACCUCUAGAUAGUUUUCUCAAAA